This is a messenger RNA of Microthlaspi erraticum, 486 nucleotides long. The record is from the annotation of a GenBank genome assembly. NCBI's taxonomy places the organism in Eukaryota, Viridiplantae, Streptophyta, Magnoliopsida, Brassicales, Brassicaceae.
AUGGGAAAAACGAUCCUAAGGACGGUCAGAUUCGCAGAAUUGGCCAUAAGACUAUCUUCCGACAAUCCGAGCAGACCCCACAGAGCAACUCCUCCUCCUGGGAACAAAGUCUUCGUGAAGAAGACGAGAGACACAAACCUCCGGGAUCACUCCAAUCUGGUUAAGCUGGAGAAGGCGGGAUCGCACUCGGGUUCGAAUCCCGCUCCGGCCUCGGAUCCGAACCGGGUUCCGCUUGCUCAGGUCGUCGACGAUUGCGUCAGACGUUGGUUCCAGGAUACCCUCAAGGAGGCCAAAUCCGGCGACGUCGGUAUGCAGGUCCUUGUCGGACAGAUGUAUUGCAGCGGCUAUGGCAUCCCCAAAGAUGAACACAAGGGCCGUGCUUGGAUUAACAAAGCUUCAAGAACUCGAUCAUCAGCUUGGCAAGUGAGCGAUAAGCCUCCAGGUUAUAAUGCGAGCGAUUCAGAUUCCAAUGAUAAGAAAGAAUGA